Molecule: messenger RNA, 4412 nt
Organism: Megachile rotundata (alfalfa leafcutting bee)
Lineage: Eukaryota; Metazoa; Arthropoda; Insecta; Hymenoptera; Megachilidae
Gene: Fancd2
Product: Fancd2
Biological process (GO): interstrand cross-link repair; double-strand break repair involved in meiotic recombination; homologous chromosome pairing at meiosis
Cellular component (GO): condensed chromosome; nucleus
Molecular function (GO): DNA polymerase binding
Source: RefSeq, a predicted model, not a curated record
GGUCAUCUUAUUUCCGCGUGUUUCCGCGCGAAAAGUAUAUAUACGAUUAUAUAUGAAUUAGAAUCAGUUGAAUUAGUUAAUAUUAUAAAUAUAAGCUAUGGAUAAGAGAAAGUUAAAAUUCAAAGGUAGCUUGCACAAGAACUUAAUAGGAAGCCAAGUAUCGUCACAAAGUAACGCUUCUAAUACUAAAUCAUUAACUCAAAAACCUGCAAAAACUAAAAGUUUAUUAUUAGCUGAAAAAACAUUGUCAACUCAAAGCGAAAGCAAGUCAUCAGAUGAAGAUUUAUUCUCAAACAAAGAUGCAGCAUCUACAAAUACAAAAAAGAGUAAACUAUCAAAAGAAAAUAUAGUAUCACGAAAACGCAAGUCGUUUAGUUUCAGUGCAUUAAAUUGUGAAAGUGAUGAUGAUUUAGGCCAUCCUUUGGCAGAAUCUACAGUAUUAAAGAAAAGACGUAAUGAUACUAAUGUUACACAAAAUGAACAUGAAAAUAUUGGCUGUAAGGAUAAUUCAAAGAAUUUAUUAGCAACAGUAGAGAAUAUCAAUAAAGAUUCUGUUACAAAAUGUGAAUUUAUUGCAUUUUUAUCUGAAUCAGGUAUUAAAUUAAAUUCAGUUGCUCCACAUUUGCUUUGUAAAAAUAUUAUAACAGUUCAAAAAAAUAUGAAAAAAUUAUUAGAUUCAAAAAAAUAUGAAAAAAAGAAGUUAAUUACUCUGAUGGAAAAAUAUUUUGAAAAUGAACAAAAUCUUGAAAAUGCACUAGCUGACAUGGAACUAUUUGUUAAUGAUGAAGUAUCAAAUGUUUUGCAUGGUUCAUCUCUUAUAAAAAUCUUAUUACAAAUUCCAGAAUUGCAUCCAGAGAUAUACAGUAGUCUAUUAUCUAAACUUAACGAAUCUGUGCUCAUAGCUGAUUCCAUUGAAUCAGUGCCUUGGACUCUUUCACUGUUGCAACAAUUUCGAUUUUUGGAUGUUGUAACUAAUUCUGAUGUCUUAACCAGUAGCUUAGAACAACUUCUAGAAUCAUGUCCUGUAUGGUUUCAAAGUGAAUUACUGCUGUUUUUACCUGAUAUCAUAACUGAUAAACAGCAUCAAACUAUUGCUGACAUUUUGAAUAAAGUUCUAGAAGAGAAUUCCGAAUUAAUAAAUUUAAUAUUAAAUUGUAUGAGUAAUUUAAAUCUUGGAAAAGAAUAUUUAAUUGAAUACAAGGAAAAAAUACUCAAUUUAUUAAAAACAAAUGUAAAUUUAAACGCAAUAUCAGCUAUUGUAAGCUUUGUGUUAGAAGAUUGUGCUGAUACAGAAGUUUUUGGAAAAACGUUAAAAAUAUUACGAAAUAUCGAUAUGCAACCUCUUGUUGGAGAAAAAGUUGAAGAGUGUUAUAAAAAUCAACUAAAUAUAGUUAAUAUUCUAAAGAUGAGUAUGUUAACAUCAAAAAAUAUAGUAAAUGCAACUAUAACAGUUAUAAAAGAUAUUACUAAAGAUCCAAAACCAUUAGACAUCAUUCUUUUACUACUUAUAUUUUCAACAACAGAGUCAAAGAAAAGAAUUAUUGAAACUAUGUUUAAACAGUAUAUACGCUCUGGAUUUUAUAGAACGAGUUUAUUAACUUCAUUAUACAAUGAUUAUAAACAGGUCGUGCAAGAAUUACAGUCACCAGCAUUGCAAAUAUCAAGUAAUUUAUUAAAAACAGAUGAACGUGUAUAUAUUGACUUUGCUAUUGACUGGUUACGUUUACAAUUUAUGUGUCAUAAAGAAAAUGUAUUUAAGCAACGUGAGAUUCUAGAAAAACUUAUAUUUCUUAUGGGUGAUAAUGAUCAAACAAUUAAAAAUGCUCUAGCAGUCCUUUGUAAAAUGGUAACAAAAGAAGAAGAAAGACAAUGUUUAACACUGCAUUGUAAUCACCUUCGCAUUCUACUUGAAAAAAUGGAUAACUUAGCCUUAGAAGAAGUUGGCACAUUAAAUGAUUUAUUGCAGUAUUUGUGUUCAAAUUCCAGUUCUAUUGCUGAUUCUUUACGUGAUGACUUAUUCAUAUUACUUCAAAAGCAGUUGUCUAACUUUAAACCAUUAAUAAAAUGUAAAGGUGUUUUAGCAUCGGUUAUGGCAAUAAAACACUUGAUGCUGAAAGCAGAAACAUCUGAUGCAGCUUAUAAUUUAUUUAAAACAGUAUUAAAAAAUGUAAAGACUUGUCCAAGAUCGAAUGCGCUAUUUUAUGAUCAAUUAACAUGUAUUAUUUCCGAAACUGAAAAUGUUGAUAUACAAUUUAUAAAAAGCCUUACAAAUUAUGUUGAAGAAGAAUUUAUUAAUGUAAAUAUGAUUGAUAAAACAAAUUACAGAGGAGAAUUGGUACCUAAAUUUGGCUUGAACAAUGUAGAAGAUGAACCACAAAAUUGUGUUCUAACUUUUGAAGAUAAAAAGUAUGGCGCAAUUGUACCAAUUUCGUUUAAACUUCUCAGGACUUGCUGUAUAAGACUGAGUGAAAAUGGAAAUUUAGAAGCCAUAGAUUCUCUUUUAGGAUGUGCAAUAUUAAUGCCAGAACAUUUUGAUAUCGCAGAAAACCAUAUAAUGGAUUUAGUAAUAUGCUGCAUUAACUGGUUUCGAGAAAUAAUUAAUGGUUUUGUUACACAAAAAGAUCCUUUAUUAAGAAAACAGGUGUUACAAAGAUUAAAUAAUCUUAUUGAUUUACAAAAUGAAUUAAGAAUGAUGUUUACUCUAUGUGAUACAAAGUAUCAACCACCUCCAAGUUAUUUUCACUAUUUUCCAACACCACAAUUUGUAAGAAUUGAGAAAAAGAUAGGCAGAAAGGGUAAAAAAGGAAAAAAGGAAUCCAAGGAAAAAUCUGUCAGUUUUAAUGAAACUGAUAACUGGGAAUAUGGGUCUACAAUAUGUGCUAAAAAUCCAGCAUAUUUCAGAAAAUUAGAUGCCUCGAUAGUACAUUUAUUAGAUGUAAGAAUGGAAAUGCAUAAAUCACAAUCUACAAAUUGUUAUAUAUCUGUGAAACAAAUAUGUUUCAUCGUUAAAGAAUUGUUAGGAGUUUUUGGAUAUGAUGCUAAUGAAAAGUUUAUAACAGAUUUAAUUGAAUUAUUGCCUAAAGUUUGUAAAAAAUUGCGAGAUAUUGUGGAUACUUUAAGAGAAGACAAUAACAGUCAAUAUAGAGAAGCUGCUAGAUUACUGUUAUGUUUGUUAACAAAGAUUUUUAAUUGGAAAGGAUUUGAGAGUGUCACUUACAAUGUAUUGUUAAGAGAGGGUUUACGGACUUUAGCAAGUCAAGUAAAUGAAAGUAAUGCUACAUUAAGAUCCUGCAAAGAACUUGUUACAGAAGCUUGCAAGUAUUUUGAAUCUUUAUCUGAUAUUGCAACACAAAUAUCUCUAUCUACCACGUUAAUUAAUAUGUGUAAAUCUUUAAUGAAACAUUCUGAAUCUUAUACUAAAGAAAAUAAAGAAAAAUAUGCAAAAUUAGCAUUUGGAUUUUUAUCUCUUCAAUGGCCAGAAGAAAAACAUGCUAGUCAACAAUAUAAAACAUCAGUAAUUGAAUUAUUAAACAAUUGGAUUGAUAAUGAGCCAUUACCAUUACAGACAGUUACUGUAAUUUUGGAAUGGUUACCAAAUGAAACUACAAACUUGGAAAAUCCUAAAAGUUCUUUAAGUAAAAUACCUUCAAUAACAAGGAAUAACUAUCAUUUUUUGCUUAAAAAGAUAUUCGAUGGUUUGAUUAAUGGUAUAAAAAUAGCACUUCCAUUAGCUGAUAGUGAUCCUGAAAGAAUAAAAUUAUGGUAUGAAGUUGCAACAAGUGUUCAAAAAUUGGUUCAGAUAUGUAAAACUUUAACUACAAAAAAUAAUGUAUUAAUUUUUUUAAAACAUAUGCCCAUUUUAUUGAAAUCUUUUCUAAAUCUUGGAAUGCCAGUUCUUGAAUAUAAUUUAAAAUAUCAAACUGAAGAUGUUACUAAAAUAUUGAAAAUGAUGCAAGGAGGUACACGUUAUAUGCACACAAUAUGUUGUGAUAGCGCAGAAAAGAAGGAUCUUACAUUAACAAAGUAUAUCCCAGCAGCUAAAUCUAUAUUGGAGAAGUUAAUUUACAGUGUUAAAGGAAUGUUAGUUCUUAAUAACAGUCCUGCUGCUUUUUGGAUGGGGAACCUUGUUAAUAAAAAUUUAGAAGGUCGUGAAAUUCUCUCACAGACUGCAUCAUCAGAAGAAACUACUUUACCAAGUUCUGAUAUUAUUGAUGAUGCAAUUGCAGCUGAUGUGUCAUCAGAUAUCUUAGAGAGUGAUAAUUCAAGUGAUGAUCUUGCAGAAGAAAAUGAUUUAUAAUGAACUUUAUUAUUUAUUCAUAACGAAUUAAAAGGAAUCUCAAUAAAUUGUAGAUUAGUCGUGAAUAUUUUUACAUUUAUGACACAUUAAAGUGUGUAAAAUAUAUAUUAAAUGU